Messenger RNA from Chiroxiphia lanceolata (lance-tailed manakin), 2988 nucleotides. RefSeq names its product phospholipid transfer protein (gene PLTP). Gene Ontology annotation, molecular function: diacylglycerol binding; phosphatidylethanolamine transfer activity; ceramide transfer activity. Lineage: Eukaryota; Metazoa; Chordata; Aves; Passeriformes; Pipridae. The coding region runs from base 768 to 2792 and encodes 674 amino acids. The transcript is spliced from 16 exons. The record is from RefSeq and is a predicted model, not a curated record. Gene Ontology annotation, biological process: phospholipid transport; high-density lipoprotein particle remodeling; ceramide transport.
CCGGCGCACCCACCCUGCAGAGUGUCCGUCCUGACGCGGGCUCAGCCCCGAUGGCUGGUGCUGGCCCACGGCCCCUGUGGAGAUGGGCAGGGGCAGCCGCAGGGCCAUCACCCCCAGCCACGAUCCCUCUUCUGCACUUUCCCUCUGGGAUAUCCCCGCUCGCCAGCUUUCCAAGGGGUUUCACAUCUUCCCAUCCCGCUCACUUUCCACGGAGUCCUGCCCUCUGCUCUGGGAGCACCGGGGUCAGUUUAAUGAGUUAAUGCUGGCACAGCAGUUCUGGAGGGGAUAAGUGCUGUGUAAGCACUGAGGCUCCCGCGCUGGGCUCCCAGCAGCUCGGUUCUGCUGCCCAGAGCACCGAUAACCGAUAACCACCUGGGCCACAAAGGGCCGGCUCAGACUGACCCCUCGGGGGACAGAGGGAACUCUUCGGAGGGACAGUGUCCUCGGAGAGAGGCGGCUCAAGUGGCUGAGGGGGUGGUGAGGGCAGGGGCAGCCCCUUGGCAUGGCUCGCCCAGGCAGGAUUUUUGGGAAGAAGCCCCAGGCUGAGGAUCGGCCCGUCCUCCCUGUGACAGGUGGGCUGGAGCAGGAUGGUGACAAGGGCGCUGCAGGGGACUCUCUGCCAGUGCCCCUCACAGUGCUGUGACCCCCAGGCUGCCGGGGAACGCCAGGCAGAGACAGAGCUGCCCGGGUGAUCGCAGGGGUCGGGGCAGCGGCUGUGGGGGCAGCACUGAGGGUCCACAGCCUCGGCGGCUUCUCUGCUCAGGCUCAUGUCAGACAUGUACACGAACCAGAGCGUGGCAGCACCCCCGGCCCGGGGCCACAGAGCCUGUGCUGGAGCUGGGGGAGCUCAGCACUGGCAGGGGGUUUAUAACCACAGAUCCUCCCGGCCCCCGUUUGCAUGCGUGCCCCUCGCAGGGGGGUGCUGGGCAGGCCCAGGGCUGUGGCUGGGUGUAUGGGACAUGCGAGGAGCGGUGUUUUUUGGGGGGAGAAAGGAGGCUGCGUGGCCAGCCUGGAGCCGGGCGACCGAGGGAGCCGCUGUCCUGCCGAUGCUGGCAGCGAGCCGGGCUCGGCGGGACACGGACCUGCAUCCUCCCCGUCCGUCUGUCCCGCUGUCUCCUCCCAGCUGUGGGCCAGCGAGGAGUGGCAACUGGGGGAUAUAUAAAGGCAGGAGAACUUCAGCCAGCUCAAAAGAAACUCCUGGAGCUGGUGGUGUUCUCCCCCUCUCCUGCCUUCACGUGAUUCAGCUUCCCCACGCCGGGGAGCCAAAGAAAUCCUCGCUGUGUGAGAUGGCUGCCGGCAGCUGCCUCCUCCUCCUCCUCCUGCCCUGGCUAGUCACAGCCUCGCACAGCCCCCCCGGCUGCAAGAUCCGGAUUACUUCCAAGGGGCUGGAUUUGGUGAAGCAGGAGGGGCUGCGCUUCGUGGAGCAGGAGCUGCAGAACAUCACUAUUUCAGACCUGCACGGGAAGGAGGGGCAGUUCCACUACAACAUCAGCCAGGUCAGGGUGACGGACCUGCAGCUGGCGUCUUCGGACCUGAACUUCCAGCCCCAGCAGCACCUCGCCUUCAAUAUCAACAACGCUUCCAUCAGCCUGCGCUUCCGCAGGCAGCUGCUCUACUGGUUCUUCUAUGACAUCGGGUCCAUCAAUGCCUCUGCGGAUGGUGUCCAAAUCCACACGGUGCUGCGGCUGGCCAAGGAUGAGGCUGGGCGCCCCAAGAUCUCCAACAUCACCUGCAAUGCCUCCAUUUCCAGAAUGCACGCCGGCUUCUCCGGCACACUCAGGAAGGUCUACGAGUUCCUGAGCACCUUCAUCAUCACGGGGAUGCGCUACCUCCUCAGCCAGCAGAUCUGCCCAUCCCUGGAGCAUGCCAGCCUGGUGCUGCUGAACUCCUUGCUGGACACAGUGCCCGUGAGGAACUAUGUGGAUGAGCACAUCGGGAUUGACUACUCCCUCCUGCGGGAUCCAUCUGUCUCCAGUGACACCCUUGACCUCGACUUCAAGGGCAUGUUCUUCCCACGGGUAAGAGAGGACCAGGAGCUGGAGAACCACGCAGUGGAGCCGGUGAUCAAGGAGACUGAACGCAUGGUCUACGUUGCCUUCUCCGAGUACUUCUUCGACUCAGCUAUGCUCUCGUACUUCCAGGCGGGAGUGCUGAACAUUGAGCUCCAGGGGGAGAAGGUGCCCAAGGACCUGGAGGUUUUGCUGAGAGCCACCUUCUUCGGGACCAUCUUCAUGCUGAGCCCCUCCGUGGAUGCUCCGCUACGGCUGGUGCUGCAGGUCUCAGCUCCCCCUCGCUGCACCAUCAAACCCUUGGGCACCUCCGUCUCCGUCUCUGCCUUCCUGAACAUCUCACUGGUGCCCCCGGACCGCCCGCCCGUCCAGCUCUCCAGCAUGACUGUGGAAACCAAGCUGAGUGCCAAGGUGUUUCUGCAAGGGAAGGCGCUGCGUGUGCAGCUGGACCUGCGACGGUUUCGCAUCUACUCCAAGCAGUCAGCGCUGGAGUCACUGGCGCUGUUCUCCCUGCAGGCCCCACUGAAGACCCUCCUGCAGUUGACCAUCAUGCCAAUCCUUAAUGAGAGGACAAAGAAGGGAGUGCAGAUUCCCCUGCCUGAAGGCAUGGACUUCACCAGGGAGGUGGUCACCAACCACGCGGGAUUCCUCACAGUGGGAGCUGAUCUCCACUUCUCCAAGGGGCUGCGGGAGGUGAUUGAUAAAUACCGCCCCGUGCCCACCGCCGCUGCCUACCCCAGCUCCCAGCCCGCAGAGCCCAGCCUGGACCCCGGCUUGCUCUAGCUCUUCUCCCUGGACUGAGGGCAGAUCCUGGGCUGGACCCGUAGACUGUAGGUAGGAAGCAGCUUCCCUGGUACCACUGGCACAUCCUCAGGGUGCCCAUGCCCUGGUGGGACGCAGCAAGGUGGAGAGGGAUGCUCUGGGAAACCCUGCUGCACCCAUUCUCAUUACACUAAUAAACCACCUGCCUCCAAAUGCA